AUGAUCACUUUGCGAUAUUUUGCGAUUCCAGCAAUACCAAUGUCAUUGACAAAUACGGACUGCCCAGAACUCAAGCUCAUUGCCCGCGGCAAGGUGCGGGAUCUGUACGAUGUUGACGAAAAGACUCUACUUUUUGUCGCCACGGACCGAAUCAGCGCUUUUGACGUUAUCAUGAAAAAUGGCAUUCCUGGCAAGGGCAAGAUAUUGACACAAAUCAGCCAAUUUUGGUUUGAUUUGUUGAAGGGUGUUGUCCCAAAUCACUUGAUCACUUGCGAUGUCGACGAGAUGCCAGAGUCUGUGCAAAAGUACCGAUCAAAGAUUGAAGGCCGCGCUAUGCUGGUUCGCAAAUUGAAGAUCUUGCCUGUCGAAGCGAUUGUGCGGGGCUAUAUCAGCGGAUCCGCGUGGAGUGAGUACAAGAAGAAGGGCACAAUUUGCGACAUACCUUUACCAGCCGGAUUGAGAGAAUCUGAAGAGUUCGAGGAGCCGAUCUUUACGCCAAGUACAAAAGCCGAGAUAGGAGACCAUGACGAAAACAUUCACCCUGACAAACUUCCUGGCAUCAUUGGGGAGCGGUAUGCUAAGGAGGUUGCCGAGGUGGCUGUGAAAAUCUACACUAAGGCGAGAGAUUACGCGCGAACGAAGGGUAUCAUCAUUGCGGAUACCAAGUUCGAAUUUGGAGUUGAUGAGAACGGCACCCUCGUGCUUGCGGACGAAGUCCUCACCCCAGACUCGUCCAGAUUCUGGCCGGCAGAUAAAUACGCCGUUGGCCAAGGGCAACCAAGUUACGAUAAGCAAUACCUUCGCGAUUACCUCACAUCCAUCAAUUUCGACAAAUCGGCUGGGGUUGAGCUUCCUCAAACGGUUGUGGAUAACACCAUGGCCAAAUACGUUGAGGCGUUCACCAUCCUCACUGGCAAUCCACCACAACUUUAAUUCAUCCCAUGGGGGUUCCAUGUCACCAUCCUAGGGCAGCGUAUGAUAAUGAAAACAGUUUCCUCAAACAUCAAAGUGCACAUUUUCAAUCAGUCGUGUUCAAACCGGCAACCCUACUGUAUUUCUAGCAAAGUAUCGCGUCAUGUAACCUAAUCCUGUUCCGAUCUAUUAAUACUGGACUAUCUUGACGCAAUACAAGCUGAAAUUUGGUGGCCUACCUGAUACCCCUCCCGGGACGUAGGAUCCAAGAUAAUAAAGCAGUGCAAAAAUUUGUAUGACACUGCAAAUGAUAGUCAUGAUAGUAUAGUUUUUCUGUUUUGUUCAAUGUGAGACUCGAAUUGCACAUCAAGCGCUAUUUGAAACAUACCACCACAGCAAAAUAUAACGUAAGU
This is a messenger RNA of Spizellomyces punctatus DAOM BR117, 1325 nucleotides long. RefSeq names its product phosphoribosylaminoimidazolesuccinocarboxamide synthase. NCBI's taxonomy places the organism in Eukaryota, Fungi, Chytridiomycota, Chytridiomycetes, Spizellomycetales, Spizellomycetaceae. Gene Ontology annotation, biological process: 'de novo' IMP biosynthetic process. Gene Ontology annotation, cellular component: cytoplasm. Gene Ontology annotation, molecular function: phosphoribosylaminoimidazolesuccinocarboxamide synthase activity. The transcript is spliced from 9 exons. The record is from RefSeq and is a predicted model, not a curated record. The coding region runs from base 1 to 933 and encodes 310 amino acids.